Carassius gibelio (silver crucian carp) is the source of this 2270-nucleotide messenger RNA. RefSeq lists its product as uncharacterized. The coding region runs from base 1152 to 2270 and encodes 372 amino acids. The record is from RefSeq and is a predicted model, not a curated record. The transcript has 2 exons. NCBI's taxonomy places the organism in Eukaryota, Metazoa, Chordata, Actinopteri, Cypriniformes, Cyprinidae.
AAUUCACUGUAUUUCAUAUUUGAAACCCAUGUUACACAGUUUGUUCUUACAACAAUAUGUAAGAAAGUAGGUACUCCGUAGUAGUGAUGUCCGAACGAAUUUUUCGAUUUAACCGGUUCUUCUUAUUGAACCGGUUGAACCAGUUCCCCAAAUCGAACUGAAUCGUUUGAAACGAUUCGCGUCUCCAAUAAGCAUUAAUCCACAAAUGACUUAAGCGGUUAACUUUUUUAAUGUGACUGACACUCCCUCUGAGUCCGAAUAAAACAAUAUCCCGUAGUAAUUCAUUUACUAAAACAGUACACUGUCUAACUGCUGUGAAGACCUAACUGAAGAUGAACACCGAGCAGAGCCAGAUGACGAACGAACAUGCCCACUGCUGGAGCGUUUCUCGAGUCAAGAACCGGUUGCAUCGGGUUUCGGAUCACCAGUACACUGAACCGAGAACCGUUUCUUUCGGACGCGUCCGAUUUGAGAACCGAUGAACUGAGGAUCCCAGAUAGCAAGCAUAGUCGGCCCGAUUCUGGCUGAGUGUCGGCACAAUCGGCUGGAGUCCGGGUCGGCUGACAUACUGUCUCACGUGGUCGCACCAAGACUGGCGUCUUGUAGUUGUAUUAGGUACAUUGCAUUGUAUCUGGCCCUAUUACGGCUGAAGUGUGACUGAGCUGUUUGGUGCAAUGACUUGGAAAUUAAUGAUGAUGAUGAUGAUGAUGAUAUCAACAACAAAAACUGGCCUAUAAUACUUGUAAUGUCCAUUUUUACCCAGUUGAUUUUUCAUGAUGAUGAUAAAAUCAUGAUAAAAUAAUAAUAAUUAUUAUUAAAUAUUAUAAUAACAGAAUAAUAUUUACAGAAACAACAAAAACAAUUAAAAAAGGGUACAUAAACAUGCACAUUGCAUUGUCUUUGUGGAUGGACAUACGCUGCCCGACUGGAACUGACAGACCAGCCGUCACGCUGUUUGGCGCCAUUUAUAAAUAUUAUGCGGCAGACGGAUAUCUAUCAAGCACACGGCCCGAUUCUGUGGAGCGACAGUCGGCUCACUUGCUUUGAAACGGCCACAAGACGACUUUCGUCAUCAAUUCUAAUCCCACAGAGCGGGAAAAGGGACCUCACUUCGACGCCUGAACUGGUUGGAGAAAGAAAAAGGUAAAAACAUGGAUAGACGUAGUCUUAGAAAACGAGCAGUGAAAAGGGUGAGUUCUUUAUUUUCUUCCUUUCCUGAUGAGAUGCAGAUCACUGGAGCUGCAGAGAAUGCCACUGUGAAUAUCACAGAGGAGGACCAGAAUCAGGGUGAUCAGGGUCAGGCAUCACAUAAAUUUGACAGUGAAGAUGAUUUGCAGAGUGAUGAUGACAUAGUAAAUGUCAGUACAUCACUAACUGACUCUUUGUGCGACUGGGCAGUUCAUUUCAGAGUGUCUUUAGUAGCUUUGGCUGCACUUCUGGCCAUCUUGAGAGUUCAUCAUCCUUUCCUACCAAAGGAUGCCAGAACUCUUCUACAUACCACUACCUCCUACAGCAUCCAAGUUGUUGCUGGUGGUACCUACCACUAUGUCGGCAUUUUGAAAGCUUUUGCAAAAAGCAUGGAUCGCAUCUGGUCUCACAUUCCAAACAGGCAUGAAUUUAAAUUGCAGCUGAACGUAGAUGGACUACCUCUGUUUAAGAGUUCCUCAGUACAGUUCUGGCCAAUCCUUGGCUUGCUACAGGGUGUUGUGAAAAAGCCAGUUGUCAUUGCUCUGUUUUGUGGUGUCUCAAAGCCAAGUUGUCUGGUUGCAUAUUUACAAGAUCUUGUCAGUGAGUUGCAAGAACUAAGCAAAGGAUUCUUCAUCAAAGGGAAACAGUGCUUCUUGAAGGUCAAUUCUGUCAUCUGUGAUGCGCCAGCAAGAGCUUUCAUUAAAGGAACGAAAAGUCAUACUGGUUACUCAGGAUGUGACAAGUGUGUUCAAACAGGUGUUUAUCUUAAACACAGAAUGACUUUUCCAGAAGUCAACAGUGCACUCCGGACAGAUCUGUCUUUCAAAAUGCUGAAUGAUGAAGAUCAUCACGUGACAAAGUCACCAUUAACUGAUGUAGGUAUAGGCAUGGUGUCAUGCUUUCCUCAUGAUUACAUGCACCUUGUCUGUCUUGGGGUAGUGCGGAGACUGUUGGAUUUAUGGAUUGCAUCAGGGCCUUUGCCAUCCCGCUUGUCUUCUCAUCAGAUGAAGCUUAUCUCUAGUGCACUCGUAGGCUUAAGAGGUUUCAUUCCUACGGAUUUCGCUCGUGGAUUUCGCUCGUAA